GGAAGUGACCAAUCAGAGCGCGGAUUGGCGAUGACGCCCUGGGAUUCCGCGAAAUUGUUUCUUUUGAGAAAGAGAACAGCGAAAACACUGCGGCGGCGGCGGCGCGCGCUCACAAGUUUUGACGCAGUUAUGAGGAAAACUAGCAAAGGCAACGGCACGACUCUGGGAUUUGACCGAGACACGGCUGGACAUUGUACAAGAGGCGUACAAAGCCCUUCUUUUUCACGUUCACGGGAAGACAUAUAGAUUACAUAGAUAAUCGCGGACACUCGUGGGGUGGACACCACGUUUCCUGGAGCUGACUUGAUUCUUCUGAUAAACGAGUUGCACAACUCCAAAGAAGAAAAAGCAACCUUUUGUGUUUUGGUUUUCUUUUCUCCCGGACACUGUGGAACUUGGCAUUUAGUUGCCUAGCUCUUGAAAGAAAGCUUCCAGACAAAUCAUGACGGAUGUGGAUGUUGCCGCGACGCACGCGCUGUCCUCCACGGACGGAGCGGAUGUGAAGGCGGAGAUGGAGAGCCAGGAGAGCCGCACGCUGCUGAUGGUGGCUAUGAUCCUGCUGGACUUGAAACGGUGCGGCGAAGUCUGCCCUAAGAGCUCGGUAGAAAGCGCCGCAAGCGGUCAAUCAGGCGUGAGGGAGAAGUGCCGGGCGGCUGCGAGCGAGCGGCGGGGGCGCAGCCGGCAAAACGCCGAGAAGAAGCACCGCUGCCCCUACGCGGGAUGUGGCAAGAUCUACGGAAAGUCAUCGCACCUGAAAGCACACUGCCGUGUACACACUGGUGAGAGACCAUUCCAGUGCACAUGGCCCAGCUGCAUCAAGCGUUUCUCCCGAUCAGAUGAGCUGACUCGCCACUUCCGUACACACACCGGCGAGAAGCGUUUCGCCUGUCCCCUCUGCACCAAGUGCUUCAUGCGCAGCGACCACCUGACCAAGCAUGCCCGCCGCCACGACGGCUUCCAUCCCAGCAUGCUCUGCAAUUCCAACGGCCGGAGACGCCGCUCUUCGGCCUCAACAUCCUCCUCUGGCUCUGGGGAGGCUGAGUGAUGUUUAGGACUUUUUAAAAACAACUUAUCUGCGCACCCUUCUGACGUGUACGCUGCCGGACUUUGUUGUGACCGUCUCUAGUCUGAGCUUUCCCUUUAUCCAUAUGCGUCAGGCGAAUAAAAGUUCUUUUACACACGUGAUCUGCUUAACUGACAGCAGUGAAGUGCAGCUGUAUGCAUACCUACAUUUUUGACAGGUGCAGUGGCAGAGGUGUAGGUGUGUGCUGUUAUAAAAUCUAGUCGCAUAUCAUGGUUUACAAUAAUUGUGAUGGCUAAGUGUAAAUUUCUCACAUAAAACCAAAACGGACCAGAUUCAAGAAUGAAGCCAUGCUGCGAAUCACUGUAUAGUAAAGAACUGAUUGAUUAUCA
Messenger RNA from Hemibagrus wyckioides, 1413 nucleotides. RefSeq names its product Kruppel like factor 9 (gene klf9). Lineage: Eukaryota; Metazoa; Chordata; Actinopteri; Siluriformes; Bagridae. Gene Ontology annotation, molecular function: DNA-binding transcription factor activity, RNA polymerase II-specific; RNA polymerase II cis-regulatory region sequence-specific DNA binding. The transcript is spliced from 2 exons. The coding region runs from base 443 to 1045 and encodes 200 amino acids. The record is from RefSeq and is a predicted model, not a curated record. Gene Ontology annotation, biological process: regulation of transcription by RNA polymerase II.